Molecule: messenger RNA, 4126 nt
Organism: Linum trigynum
Lineage: Eukaryota; Viridiplantae; Streptophyta; Magnoliopsida; Malpighiales; Linaceae
Source: the annotation of a GenBank genome assembly
AUACCAUUGGUUGGAAUGUUACGCAUUGAAUUGAAGUGUUGAAUGACGACAUAAGAACACUAGUACCUUACAUUUCAAGAAAAAUAAACAUGACAAACACCGAUACCAAUUAUCUUGACAGUCUAUACUAAAAUUCAAAAUUGUUUAAUCAUUCAAUUUGAGUGAUAGUUUAGUCAAUUCAAGCAAAUAAUUCACGAUUGUGUAUGAACAAAAACAAAAACAUGUGUAUUGUAUUAUGAAAAAUGUAUUUAUUUUUAACAAUCUCAAAAAAACAAUCAAGACUUCCAUACGACCCCGUAUUUCAAUAAUGUAUGAGUGACUUUAUCAUUUUUUUAGAGUGACGUAUUCAAUGAAACGGGUCUAGCAGGUCGACCCACAAACCAGCCCAACCGGACCCAAAAACUACGGGUUAAUCGAAUUCGGGUCAUUUGGGUUUCGGGUUAUAAAAACAUCAACCCAUUCUCUAUUUUUCGGACGGGUUCGGGUCAACGGGUCGGGUCCUCAUUUGCCAGGUCUACCAAAAAGCAUCAUAUCUUGCAAUUGAUAUCAUAGUUUCGUUAGGUAAAAUUCAACAAACUCAAUCAAUAUUCGAACUCUUUGAAGUAGCUAUCUACAUGCAUGCGAAUAUGAAGUACUGAGUAGCUAAAACCCUACUUGAGUUAGUUCAAUCUUUUGCACUAUUGAUUCAAAAUUCAAUAUAUGAUUAUCUUAUUACAAUUUAGGCAUAAUAAUUGUGUAGUAGGGGACAUCUUAUCAAAAUCGUAAAGAAAGACUCUUUGAUUGAUAGCUUUCAUGAUGUAAUCAAUUAUGCCAAAAUAAAAGUGACCAAAAUUAUAAGAUGGUCUCAAAGUUUGCUAUAAUUAUUGAGGUUCAACAACACGUUAGGCGUACGACGAUCAUUGGCCAUUUUUUCUAUCUCCUAGCUCGCCUUGACAUGCUUAGACAUUAUAAUAAAAAUAGCAAUUUUUAAUAAUAAUGAAUAAAAUAACAGUUCUGAAGCACUUGCAUACUUUAGUUCAAAUGAUUUAACAACAAACGAAAUAACUCUCAAGUUUAUAAAUUAUUUAUUUUACCAAAUGAUAUAAUUAAAUCAUUCAUGAGCUGAAAUAACUAAUUAUAAGCACUUCAAAUUUAAGUUAAAACUCUAUAUGAUACAAUUGUUUGACGAAAUGGGUUUUAUAAUAGAGUGAUUCUAUCGAGAGACGUCUCUAAGAAACAUGGCUUACUUUAUUAUUUCUUAGGUGGAUAUAAUAUCUAUCUUCAUUGUUACUUUUAUAUUGGAUUCAAUUUAGUAUACUUUUUCGUUUAGAUAGAUUUUUUAUGAUGUUCCGGGAUAUAAUAUAUCAUUAUAUAUGAUGGUGUAGGAUAUUAAUUCCUCUCACUUUAGGUUCAAAUUGAUGCAUUUUCCCCUUUACCGUUCCCUUUUAUUGGUUAAUAAUUUUUAUAAUAUUUUUGACUUUGAAUAUCGUGAGCAGAAGCAAUACACAACAAUUUAUGUUUUUCGCUUUCUCUUCUCUUGGUUAGAUAUUGUGUCCAUAUUGAUUCUUAUAUUCAUUAUCGAAUUACUAUUUUUUUGUUCUUUUUCUGAUGGAAGAUAUGAUUUUAUGUUUGAUCAUAUAGAUUUAUUUUUUCAAGCAUGUGGAUGCUUGAGACUUCUCAUUUGCCUCAUAACUUACAUUUUACAAUGGCUCCAAACUUGGAUGGGUUUUUAUCCAACACAUAAAUUUUUAAUGAUAUAAAAUUUAUGAAACUAAGAUGCAUAUUAAUAAACAAUGUAAGGUCUUAUCUUCCCUCUUAAGCACUACAUAUCAUUGUUUACUUGUCAUUAAAUCAAAGUCUUUCUAACUUGAGCAAGAGCUACAAUGACUUUUAUUGUUGUGGAUUUCCCCUAAAAUGUUAGGUAUGCUGCUUUUAGUUUUUGCCUUCUUUUCGGUUUGAUUUAGCUUUUUAUGUGUUGCUCUAUUAGUUGAACUUGCCUGCUGGAGAUCUGCAUGCUUUGUUUCAUUAUAUCAUUGAAUACACUAAAGUCAAUGAAACCAUGACUAUAUGAGUUAGUUUGUUUCUUUCUAAGGACACUCUAAAUAUAUACUUUGUUUCUUAUAUCAUUGAAAACACUAUAGUCAAUGAAAAAUGCAUAAAAAAAAAAUUAUCGUAUACUGAAGAUUGAUUAUGCAUGUAUGAUGUAUGAUAACUCUUAUCAUUGUUCUUCUUAGACAUUUUUAUAUAGAUAUGAUUUUGUUUGCGAAUAUGUAUUUAUGUUAGUGUAGUUGGACGUUGUUUGUCAUUUUUUAAACUUCAUUAGUCAAAUACAUUAAAUACUUUCCUAUAUUAUUCAUGGAGAACUUAUCAAAUUAAAUAGUUACUUCAAUCCCCAACAACAUGAACCAUAAAAAAAAUAUACAUAAAUAUUUACUACACAUAUACAUGAAAAUCAAACUCUUCCGGCCAAGAGGCCGGGCCCUAAUCUAAUAGUAUUAGAGAUGGUUUGUCUUUAACAUCAUGUGUGUUCAACUCCUCACAACCCAAUAUUAACAAUUGUCUUAAAAGUACAUAGCAUAUUGAAAGAGAUUCAUGUAUGAUCCACAACUUACUAUAUACAUCUGAUCCACAACUUUUAACAACCAUACGCUGUGAUGAAAGUUGAAACUGAAUUAGAGUUAAGACUCCUCACGUUUCUUCUUCUUCUUCUUCAUUUAUUCCCCUUAGUUGCGCAAAAGAAAGGAAGACGAACUCCCCAAGUUUUAAACCAAAUUUCUACACUAACGCAACUCCUUUGUCUGGUCAGUAAAUGGAAAGCUUUUUCACUCAUUUCGUCACAGUUUUGACCAAAUGCAUGACAUGGCUCCAUCAAAGUUCCCCAUUCCCAUGGCUCACCGUAGUAGGGGUGGGCGUUCGCUCGGUUCGAUUUGAACCGAACCGAAUCAGAACAUGCUGAAUUUCCGAGCUGCCCAAGACCCCGACCGAAUUUGAACCGAGCUGUAAUUCGGUUCGGUUCAAUCGAACCUAAUUAUAACUCGGUUCGAUUCGGUUCGAAUGGUCAAAACCGAAAAACAUGUUGCCCACCGUUUUGGCCUGCUGCCCGCCAUUUUGUCUGCUGCCUUCUGGAAAGUGGAAAUGGGCUGGCUGCUGUGCUGACUGCCAUUUCACUGCUGCCAGUUCACUUCUGGAAAGUGUGCUCCGAGGAGGAGUCGGAGGUCUGGACUGGAGGUCGGAGGAGAAGUCGAGCCCCGAGCUGCCGCCUGCCGAGGAGGAGGAGUCGGCGAGUCGCCGCCUGUCGAGGAGGAGGGGAGGAGGAGUCGCUGUUGCCACUGCUGCCUUCAGCCUUCUUCCUUUCCUUCCCACUCCCAGUUCUGAGUUCCGAGCAGAGCUGCAGCUGCUUCGCGAAUCGCAAUUCCGAUCCGAGGGGCGAGGAGGAGACGAGGAGACAGACACAGGAGUGAGGAGUGAAUCUCUAGGGUUAGAAAUCGGUCGACACUCGACUGGGUCUGGAAUGGCAGGCCGGCAGGGGAGGUGGGUCGAGUAUUGGGCUGGGGGAUGGGCGUGGGGCGUGGGCCGAGUAUUGGGCUGGGGAGGUGCUGGGCCGUUGGGGCGUUGGGCUGGUUGCCUGGUUUGUGAUUUCGGAAUUCGGUCGGUUAUUUCGGUAUUUCGGUUCGGUUCAAAGGUGUCUGGUUUCCGAAAUACAGCACAUCCAUUUCCGAAUUUCGAACCUAAAUUUAUGUAUCUCGGUUUCAGUCGGUUUUAAUUCGGUUCGGUUCGGUAAAACCGAACCUAAUGCCCACCCCUACACCGUAGGGCUGGAGGUUCGGUUAUCGGUUGCCGGUUAAACUGAUAACCGGCGGUUACCGGUUAACCGAUAAUCGAAAAUUAUAUGCUUCGGUCGGUGGUCGGAGCUCCUAAUAGGUAAUUCGGUUAACCGAGUAACCGAAAACCGGUUAUCCAGUUAACCGACAAUAACCGAAAAUAACCGACCGACCACCCCCCUCACCAAAACGACGUGAAAAUACCCGGUUAUGAAGUUUAUAACUUUAUGUUGUUGAAUUUGAUACAUUAAUUUGGUGAUUUAGAUGUAGAAAUGUAAGUUAGAACCUUUCAUUUUAGGCAAUUCUAAUAAUUUUACCCAGUUAAA